Cheilinus undulatus (humphead wrasse) is the source of this 1527-nucleotide messenger RNA. RefSeq names its product family with sequence similarity 107 member B (gene fam107b). The transcript is spliced from 4 exons. The record is from RefSeq and is a predicted model, not a curated record. The coding region runs from base 159 to 650 and encodes 163 amino acids. NCBI's taxonomy places the organism in Eukaryota, Metazoa, Chordata, Actinopteri, Labriformes, Labridae.
UAAAACAGACACUGAACUCCAACCAGCUCAGUAGCGGACAGCUGUGCAGAACAAAGCACGUCUCCUGUGUGAGGCACUGCAGCGGGCUGAUAAACAGAACAGCAGGUUUUAAUAGAAGUUCCUGGAAAAUCAGCUUCAGAGUAAAAAAAAAAGCAGAGAUGGCGACAAUGUUCAGAUACCCCGUCUUUCCUCAUCUGCAGGAUCCCUGUGACCCUGGUCUGUCGCUGUCAGCAGGGAGGAGUGUCAUGGCGGAGCCCGACUAUCUAGAUGGAGACUGUGACGAGCUCAUAAAACCCAAGAAGCUGAUCAACCCGGUCAAAAACUCCCGGAAUCACCAGGACCUGCACCGAGAGCUGCUCAUGAACCAGAAGAGGGGUCUGGCUCCUCAGAACAAACCUGAGCUUCAGAAAGUUCUGGAGAAGAGAAAGAGGGAGCAAAUUCUCAAAGCUCAGAGGGAGGAACAGGAGGCCCACAAAAAGAGGAGCGACCUGGAGAUCGAGCUAAUGAAAAGACAACAGAAACUAGAACAGCUUGAGCUGGAGCAGCAGAAAAUUGAGGAGGAACAAGAAAACACCCCCGAGUUUGUGAAGAUGAAGAGUAACCUGCGCAGAACCAAGCAGGAGACUGACGGGGAGGAACGAACCACCUAAAAUCCAGCAGGGGUGUCUGGGUCUGGCUGAUUGUGCGCGUGUUUGUGAGCACAGAGACAUCACAGGUGUGUGUACAAAAGAGAGCGAGAGUGUGUGGUGGUGACCUGACCGUGGUGCGAGAUGAACUUCCUGGCUUUCCAAUCCUAGCUGUUCCUCCCCACAGUGAGGAGAGAGACUUUACAGACUAAAGACCCUCCCCCCCUCUGUCUGUCUGUCCGCCUGCCUGCCUGCCACGGACCACCAGUGCUCACCUCUGCUUCUUACACAACAUCCAGCAGCACACAGCACCCCCCGCAGGAGGGACCCUAACACAGACAUGCUACAUGCCUUUCAAGAGGGCGAGCAAGCUUCCAAUGAGCUCUGAUGGAGACUAAACCAAACACACACAGGAGUUUUUGUCCCCUCUGUUUUCACUCCUCUCUCCACAGAAAGCUGUUGUUUCUCUUUAUUGUUAUCGAUGUUGUUAUUGUUGUCGUUUAUUUUUUGUCUCAUCUUCAGAAUCAAAUAAGGAAAAGUGGACACUGGAUGGACUCUUGAAGCUGUGUAAUGUAAAAGCCAAACAAAUGUGCUUUUUGUUAUUUAUGUUUGUAGCUUUUAGCCCAGCGAUAGGGGAGAACACUUUUAGAUGUUCUGUAUUUUAGUUUGUUUCACAGCAUAGUUUAUGAAGCCAGAACAGGACAAAGGGAGUGUGCGACCGUAUGAAACACUCAAAUUUGCUUUAUUUUAUGAUUUUUUUUUAUUUUUUAACAUGCCAUUUCCUCAGCUAAUGAAAUGUUGGGCAAUAUUGGAACUCCAAGGCAUGAGAGUGACCUGUUUCUUUAUAUAUUCUGUUGUUUUGUAUAUAUAAAAGUGUUACUUAAUAAAUAAUUUAAGAUUU